GAGAAGACAAAACCCAUAUAAGAAUAUAGCAGACUUGGAAGGAGAAAAAAAGUCGUUUAACUAUUUCCUUACAAUAGUCAGGCAAUGAACUCUUCGGUAGACCGUAUUAUUACCAGCAUAUGGAUCAAAAUAUGUGACGUAAUAAAUACGAGGGAAACCACCUUCGGGGAUGACUCUCACUGAAGGCGCAUGAUUUUCUCGUUAGUUCGUUUCCACGGUAACGUACCAUUUUAGCAUCUCAAAUGCCUCUCUACUUAAAAUAUCCUGGCAAAGAUACCACGCAUCUUUUUACGGAAACUAAAGCACCGAAUAGUGAUAUUAGUUUUCCUGCUGUAAACGGCACACCGUAUACAUAAAUAUGCGAGUAUAAAGAAACCGAAAAAGCAAAAAAAAAAAAAUUAUUAAAUAUGUUCGUAAGUCAAUAAAUACUCAAACUAUGUGAUGUGAUUUUUUUCAUACGUUGUCGCGUUUUUUUUCGCAUGUUUUCCCUCUCGUUUUCUCAUUGCUCUUCUGCCUGCGUUAUUUGUUUACUUUUUAUCAUGUCAUCUCGAACGUUCACCGACAUAUCAAUUACGUUUCAAUUUUGAGCUUAUUACCGUUUUCAUGUCAACGAUGAAUGAAAAUUCCAGCCGGAAAUCAUCUAGAAGAUCGAUGAAAUCUGGUUCCGAAGAAUUUGCCACAACCAGUAAUGCAGCCGCUAAACAACAAGAAUGGAAUAAACGUAAACUAACCUGUAACUGGAAUUUAACUUGCAAAGCUCUUUUCGUCGGAUUAAUGCUCAUGUUCAUCGGAGGCAGCAUGGCAACAAUUGGUUACUUCGUCGAUCACAUUUACAGUUCAACGGAGACCAAUGGCAAUGAAACGGUGGCAGCUCGUGAAAAAAGUAAAUUAAAUAUCAACAGUAUAUCAACAUACGUCGGCCCGAUGGUCAUGGGUGUUGGCGGCUUCAUCGUGGUAGCAGCUUGCGUAAUGACGUUCGAGCAACGAGAUAAUGCUGCCAAAGUCAUUCCAAAUAGACUACAUUUGAAUUCAGCUCAUUCGCACUCGAUGAAUCGCCACAGUAAACUUAGUCCAGGCUCGAGGCAGCCUUUACGCGAGGGCAGUGGCCGUCGUCGUACAGCCAGUGGUCACGCUGUCGAUUCGCUGGAGGAAUUUUCUCGACGGGAUUUGACGGCCGAUUUCAUACAAUUCUCGCGUAACCUACAGCAGGUGAACAUCGAGAAAAAUCUAGCUCAACAGGUGAUGGGUCGAUGUCCAAGCGCUCCGAAUUUAGCCGUCACGCCCGACUUGUUUCCUAGCAGCAAAGGAUCGUCUCCACGACACACAAAACUGAGUCGCAACUCGCUGCACCCGCUCAUUGGCCAGUCUUUCCUUAGCCCUCAUGUUCUGCAGAGGCAAGCUUUAUCCGUCGACAACGGCGAAUACUAUCCGCACAACAUAUCACCUCCUCGCUCAAAGCGCACCAGUCGGCAAGGCAGUACCAGCACAGGUAAAGGUAGCGCCGAAUCUUUGGAAGCCGAACUAUCCAAACGAUCGCAUAGUUCUCAAGCUUCCAUGAUGCUCGACCUACACAUGCCUAACGACUGCCCGGUCACAAUGCGUAUACGCGAUCGUAACAAACGAUCGGAUACCGCUCGUCGACACCUCCUCGUACGCCAAGCUCAAAUCGAAAACGAAGAGGAUGCGGCGGCGGCAGCAGCAGCAGCAGCAGCGGCGGCGGACAGAGAUUCGAGAUGCAGUAGUCCGCAGUUCAGUGUUCGAGGCACCUCGUUCAGGAGCGAAGACCGAUACCAAUCUUCGUCCACUCCGCACAGUCGUCGCGAAUCGUUUUCGCCUCGAGUGCCCAGUAUGGAUGAUCCAUCGUAUCACAAUCGGUAUCGAUUGAACGAUAUCGUACUGCGAGGAUCGUCACCAUCGCUGCAAUACAAGCGUGGAAGUUACCUACGCUCCAAUACCAUUUGUAACGAGAUCUCGUAUCGGAGAGGCUCGAACACAUCGGAGGCCAGUUACCGAAAAGGAUCUACCGAUUACGGAUAUCGUAAUCGACGUAAAAGCUCCAAUACCUCGGAGUCGGGCAGGUACUGUUCCAAAACCAACGUCGAGGAACGCCUCAGGAAGGAUUCCAGAUCACCUACGUCUCUGAAAUCGUUCAACGAAUUGCGAUACAUAUCGCAAAAGCUCAGCGAACAAGAAAUCAAAACCGAACGUCUGAUACGUAAACGUAACGAAAAUAAAUCCGCCUCUAACCGAGCUUCAAUGAAACACUCCAAAGUUAAGAACACCGUUUGUCGUAAAAAUCAAUCUUUAUCGCCGGACAGCCUCAGUAUUUCUAGUAAUACUACAGAAGGACAUUCGAGAACUGAAUUCACCUCUAUUGAUAUCGAAUCCGCUGCUGAAGAGCCCUCAUCCUCUAGCGCUAAAAAGGCAUAAAGUUUUGCAUACGAUAAUCCUGCUCUCCUGUAGUCACAGUCAUCAUCGGGUCACGUACUAUAUGUUCGAGUACUACGUUGUUGUCGUCAUCAUUCUUGUGUAUAGGUAUCUGUACCUACAAGACAGCGAAUGAAUGAAAGGAUAUAUAAAAGACACAAAACAGGAAAAUUCUCGUCCAUUGUUUCCGACAAAAUAACUAAUUUCGUAAUUUACGUCAUACUUUUUUCGUAUACCAGCUACUCGUAUACAACAAAGUUACCCUAUAUUUUUUUUUGUUAUUUUUGUUUUUACGUAUCGCGCGAAAAUGCGGUACACGAUGAGUCGAUGAUAUUUUUCACGCGCGUCUAACGCUUUUCAUUAUUUCCUUCUGCCGUGCGAUUAACAAAAUCCUCCUUUAUUAUUUGUUCGCUCUUCCUCAUCGUACUGAACCGAACGAUAACAUUUUUUCAAAUGGGUCGACCGCAAUGUUUUUUUCCAUGCGACGAAUAGGUAACGUUAUGAAAAAAAUUACUCUACUGUACUGUACAUGCACAAUACAAGUAAACAAGUUCAAUGAUAGGUAAACCUAAAGUCACAUGGGUAUUGGGUAUCAAAAAAAAAAAGGUUUUUUCCCAAUGUUCAUACUCGUUCAUUUUGUUAGAAAAAUUUUUUAUUGUUUUUUUUUUUUUAUCAAUUAUUUUUUAUAAAUUUUAUCAAGUUGAUUAAAAAUACCUACGUAUGUAGUUGGCUGGGAUAAUACAUUAUGAGGAACUUUAAUUUACAUUUGAAAAAUAAUCAGAGACAACAUUGCAAAACAACCAACAUUAUACAAUAGGCUGGAUCGCGAAAAUGAAAGUCAGAAGUUUUCGAUCGAAUCCAGAAGAGACCAUCAUUUUGAGUUGAAUGCCACCCAAAGAAAAUUUCAGCUCUAGAGAUCUUCCUAUGGUGAUAAAAUAGAUCCUCAAAGAGGAGGAAUUUUCGAAAAAAUCGUAAUUUUUCUGCUCAUGGUCUUUACCCAAACUGUUUUCAAAAAAUGCCACAGUUCCAAAAGAUAAGAUUUGAAAAUCCUGGUCGAUCUAAUAGUUCAUUGCCAUCAGUAUCCAAAACCACUUUUCUGGGGUUUUAUCGGAUAAUUGAACAGACUAUCGCUUACCUGGGGGUAAAUCCGUUUUUAAAAUUUUCUUCCCUAAUGUCGACCAGGUGCCUAAAUCCGACCACAAGCAUAUCUCAUCGUCCAAUAAUGUCUCGACCAUCCGGGAAAACAUUUUUUCAUAUAUUGUAUUUUUCACAGACAAAACGAUUAAGACCAAAAUUACGACCCCAAAGCCGAAACUCGCGAAGGUAUCGAUAAAAAACGAAAUUCAAAAAGUCAAAUUAAUGAACUUUUCCGGCAACUUCAAUCGCUUGUUUGCUCAAAUAUGUCAUUUUUUGUAAAAAGAGGUUCAAUUAUUUUUUAAAGUUCAUAGUUUGAUGAAUAAAAGCUGAUAAUUAUUUUUUGGAUAAAUUACAGGCAAGUUCGAAAAGCUUUCCAUCAAAUUUAUUUUUAUAGGGUGUCCUAAUUCCGACCACCAAUGUUUUGGUUAUAUACGAGUACUUGAAAUUUUAUUUUCCUGAAUUUUCGAAAAAAGACGCCGUAACGUAAAAAAUGGUGUGCUGAUGCAAUGUACAAAGCUGUAAAAGCUGUAAGAAAAUGAGAAUGUGGAUAUCUAAAGGCGUCAUAAACAAUUUCCAUGUGUUUCAAAUGGGGACAUGAGAUUUGUGAUGUGGCUUCAGAAAAAUGUAAAAAGAAAUUGAAUAGGUAUUUGUUCCCCUUUUGCUUAAAUUAUUAAUUGACUUUCUCUUUGUGUCAUUUUAAUUAAUAAACAACGAUGUUGACGUAUUAUUUACCUUCUUUUUUUCUAUUUUUUUGAGGUGGUCGGAAUUAGGACACCAUUUUUGCCAUUUUCGAUUUUCGCUUUUUUUUUUUGGAAAAAACGUCAUUGAAAAUUAGUGGGGGGUUUUAGGUUUAUUAGUGACUCUAUGACAUUAAACUAGAGGUAGGCCUAUGUGGCAAUCAUUUAAGCCAUUGUGAGCGCAGAUACGUCGAUUACAGACUACAGUACUGAUAAUUUCCAAAAAUAAACUAGGUGGUCAACAUUAGGGCACCUUACCCCUUACCUAUUAUACGCGAAUUGCGGCAAAAAAUUGAAAGAUAUAAUUUCUGAAACUGGAGGAAUAUUUUGAAAUACAAUGGUGCCAAUUUUUAGUCACCCAAUUUUUUUCGAGUUUUUUAAAUUAGUACUUAAUACUUUAAUUUAACCAAAAAUUAGCUCGAGAAAUGAUUUCUUUCGGUGUUUUGGCAUAAUUCACAAUCAUGCAAUACAUAUUUGAGAAGAAAAUAUUUUCAAAACACUAAUUUUAUUUACUCAAAAAUAGACGAUGUGAAAAUUUUCGACCGUUCAGUAGAACCCUAGAGGAGGUCUUGGAAUUUGAUGACAAUCGCAGAAUCUCGUUCCAAUACAGGAUAUAGGUACCUCCUCAAAGGUUAUAGAGCCAACAAAAAUGCUGUUUCUUUGAAGAUAUUUAUAUCUCCCAUCCUGAGAUACUUGAGUCCCAGAAUAAAAAAUUUUCUGGGUGACUUUCAACUCAAAAUUAAGGUUUCCACUGAAUUUUGUCAAAAUCGUAAGAAAUUUACGCAUGCGAGCCAAAAUCAAAAAGUUGAAAAAUCAACUUUUCUGGAAAAAAUUGCUAGAAAGUAGUACUUUUUUGGCACUAAUUGCCAAUAAGACCUGCUUUUUGGUGAUUUUUUUCUGCAUUAAAAUGUUUUGUCUAUACUUUUUCACUUUUUUGGUUACCUUUCGGUUAUUUUUUCUCCCUUCCCCUCCCCCACAAAAUUUCUAGAGGAAGCUAUUUUGAUGUUGCGACCAAAAGUAAAGCACGGAUAAUAAUGUAUUGAAACUUGAAAGUUUGUACUUUCAUCUUUCAUUGUUUUGUGGGGUAAUUCCACUUAAAUGCACACAAAAUGUAUAAUUCUAGCUAAAUCUAAACUUUAAUCUACUUAUAAACACUAUUUUUCAAU
Planococcus citri (citrus mealybug) is the source of this 5467-nucleotide messenger RNA. RefSeq lists its product as uncharacterized. Lineage: Eukaryota; Metazoa; Arthropoda; Insecta; Hemiptera; Pseudococcidae. The record is from RefSeq and is a predicted model, not a curated record. The transcript is spliced from 4 exons. The coding region runs from base 604 to 2430 and encodes 608 amino acids.